Mercenaria mercenaria is the source of this 606-nucleotide messenger RNA. Its product is annotated as loricrin-like. The coding region runs from base 1 to 606 and encodes 201 amino acids. The transcript is spliced from 3 exons. The record is from RefSeq and is a predicted model, not a curated record. NCBI's taxonomy places the organism in Eukaryota, Metazoa, Mollusca, Bivalvia, Venerida, Veneridae.
AUGAUUUUGAAAGUACAGAAGUAUAGUAGAAGUGAUGGUAGUGGUGGUAGUGGUAGUAGUGAUGGUGGAAGUGGUAGUAGUUGUUUUGUUUGUGGUAGUGGUAGUGGUAAUGGUAGCAGUAAUGGUGGUGGUAGUGGAAGUGGUAGUGGUGGCUGUGGUAGUGGUAGUGGUGGUGGUAGUAGUAGUAGUGGCUUUUGUUGUGGUAGUGGAAAUGGUGGUGGUAGUGGUGGUGGCGGUUGCGGUAGUGGUAGUGGUAGUGGUAGUGGUAGUAGGGGUAGUGCCGGUUGUGGUAGUGGUAGUAGUGGUAGUAGUGGUCGUGGUAGCGGUAGAAGUGGUAAUAGUAGUAGUAGCAGUAGUGGUUGUGGUUGUAGUUCUGGUGGUGGUAGUGGUAGUAGUGGUCGUGGUAGUGGUAGUAGUGGUCGUGGUAGCGGGAGUAGUGGUAAUAGUAGUAGUAGCAGUAGUGGUAAUGGUUGUAGUUCUGGUGGUGGUAGUGGUAGUAGUGGUGGCAGUGGUAUAGAAGUGGUGGUAGCAGAAGUAGUAGUGGUGGUGGUAGUGGCAAAAGUGGUGGUAGUAGAGGUAGAAGUAGUAGUGGUGGUGGUGGGAUAA